GCUGUUUCAAAAUAUAAAAAAAGAUUCACUUGUAGUUAACAUAACUUUAAAUAAGAGUCGAAAUAAAUUAAAAUGAAUAAAAUUUGCGGCAAUUUUAUAUCUAUACUACGUUUCUCCAACAUUGAAAAAACGUACACAACAUCAGUAAUUCUAGGACGCCGGCUUUCGUUUAAAAGUGAUUUGUCACUUGACAAAUUGUAUCCAAAUAGCCGUCUUAAACUUUUUACACCGCCACCACCAUCAAAUACAGGUGAUAAAUUUUCUGGAUUUAUACCCAUUAACCAACUGGAAAUUACUUAUAGCCGAAGCUCCGGACCUGGUGGACAACACGUGAAUUGCGUAAACACAAAAGUUGACUUGCGUUUUAAGUUAGCCAGUGCCGACUGGAUACCUGAAAAGACAAGGCAAAAGCUUCUGCUGUCCCUACAAAAUAAACUCACCAAGGAUGGUUACUUCGUCAUAAAAAGCGAUUUAACGCGUUCACAACAAAUGAAUUUGGCUGAUGCCCUGGAAAAGCUGCGCAACCUAAUACGUGAAUACGAAGUAGAGAAGGCAGCACCGACGGAGGAAACUUUAGAAAAAUUACGUCGUAGGCAAGAAAAAGCUGCUCGUGAAAGGCUAUUAGUAAAGCGACAAAAAUCGCUAACCAAAGCUUCCAGACAGGGUCCAAAUGUCACAGAUAUCUAGAUUAUUUAUGGAUUGCAGUAAAGUCGUAAUACAUUUUGAAAACAAAUAAAACAAUUGGUUUUUAAGCAUUUGUAACUUCUUUAAGGUGAAGAAAAAACAAUACAAAUAAACAUAAUUAUUAAAUUACUAUA
Messenger RNA from Bactrocera tryoni, 818 nucleotides. RefSeq names its product peptidyl-tRNA hydrolase ICT1, mitochondrial. Lineage: Eukaryota; Metazoa; Arthropoda; Insecta; Diptera; Tephritidae. The transcript has 4 exons. Gene Ontology annotation, molecular function: translation release factor activity. Gene Ontology annotation, cellular component: mitochondrial large ribosomal subunit. Gene Ontology annotation, biological process: mitochondrial translational termination. Bases 73 to 687 code for a protein of 204 amino acids. The record is from RefSeq and is a predicted model, not a curated record.